Benincasa hispida (wax gourd) is the source of this 635-nucleotide messenger RNA. RefSeq lists its product as uncharacterized. The record is from RefSeq and is a predicted model, not a curated record. NCBI's taxonomy places the organism in Eukaryota, Viridiplantae, Streptophyta, Magnoliopsida, Cucurbitales, Cucurbitaceae.
GGUGGAAAAGCAACCAAGCUUAGUUUCAUGGCAUCCAUAUGUUCCAGAUUCCCCAAUUUCGUCAAUUUCUUCACUUCACUCCCUUGAUUUUACCCUAAUCAUUUUUUUCCCCUUCCCAAUUUCCUCUCUCUUAUUCAGAUCCGGAGGUUAGACAAGACGAAAAAAAUGUGUCCGCUGAGAUUUAUUCUCAUAUUUCUCUCAGCGACUCUCGCCGGCUUCUUCCUUCUCCGGAAUCUCAAAUCUCCGUCUCAAGAUUUCCAGGCCGACGAUAAUUCCGAUUCCCACUCCAAGGAUCUGGAUUCCAAUUCCUCCUCCUCCUCCUCCUCCAAGCUCUCAUCGGGGUUCUGGACGGUGGUCGAUAUGGCCAGCGGCCGCUACUUGUGGAGGCAUUUGUUUUCCUCGUCGGAGAAGCCUUCUGAUUGACGACUGUUUCCGGCUAGGGGUUUUGUUUGGGUUAAUUGUAUUGUUUCCCUCAUCUUCUUCUCUUGUAUAUGUCCGGUGGAUGAAUGAUAUACCUAUUUUUCCCUUUCCGCCUUUGAGUGAUUUUGUAAAAUGUUCAGAAAUGCUCGAUCGCAAACGCUUUUGAUUUCAAGAAAUGGAGGGUUUAUUAUAAGAUCAGAUCAAAAUUAAAGCAA